Messenger RNA from Saccharomyces kudriavzevii IFO 1802, 969 nucleotides. RefSeq names its product Sfc1p (gene SFC1). The coding region runs from base 1 to 969 and encodes 322 amino acids. Gene Ontology annotation, biological process: fumarate transport; transmembrane transport; succinate transport. The record is from RefSeq and is a predicted model, not a curated record. The transcript has a single exon. Lineage: Eukaryota; Fungi; Ascomycota; Saccharomycetes; Saccharomycetales; Saccharomycetaceae.
AUGUCUCAAAAAAAAAAAGCUUCUCACCCAGCCAUCAACCUGAUAGCUGGUGGGACCGCAGGUCUAUUUGAAGCGUUAUGUUGCCAUCCUUUAGAUACAAUUAAGGUGAGAAUGCAAAUAUACAGACGGGUGGCCGGUAUUGAGCAUGUGAAACCCCCGGGAUUCAUUAAAACUGGGAGCACCAUUUAUCAAAAGGAAGGUUUCUUGGCUCUGUAUAAAGGUCUAGGUGCUGUGGUCAUUGGCAUUAUACCUAAGAUGGCUAUCCGUUUCUCGUCUUAUGAAUUUUAUAGGACGUUAUUGGUUAAUAAGGAAACUGGAAUCGUCUCUACAGGUAAUACUUUUGUUGCUGGUGUUGGGGCUGGUAUCACCGAAGCUGUUCUUGUGGUGAACCCGAUGGAAGUGGUAAAAAUUAGGCUGCAAGCUCAGCAUUUAACUCCGAGUGAACCAAACGUUGGUCCUAGGUACAAUAAUGCCAUUCAUGCCGCCUACACUAUUGUCAAGGAGGAAGGGGUUUCCGCUCUGUACAGAGGUGUCUCCUUGACCGCAGCAAGACAAGCGACAAACCAGGGUGCUAACUUCACAGUUUAUUCCAAACUAAAGGAGUUUUUGCAAAAUUAUCAUCACAUGGAUGUCUUACCUUCAUGGGAAACCUCCUGCAUAGGUUUGAUUUCAGGUGCAAUUGGGCCGUUCUCCAACGCUCCCUUGGAUACUAUCAAGACAAGAUUGCAGAAAGAUAAGUCGACCUCAUUGAUAAAACAAUCCGGUAUGAAGAAAAUCAUAACGAUCGGUACUCAACUACUGAAAGAGGAAGGCUUCAGAGCAUUGUAUAAAGGUAUUACUCCAAGAGUGAUGAGAGUGGCACCCGGGCAGGCUGUUACCUUUACAGUUUAUGAAUAUGUUAGAGAGCAUUUGGAGAAUUUGGGCAUGUUCAAGAAGAGCGAUGCGCCAAAGCCAAAACCAUUACGGUAG